Molecule: messenger RNA, 830 nt
Organism: Naegleria gruberi
Lineage: Eukaryota; Heterolobosea; Eutetramitea; Acrasida; Naegleriidae
Exons: 1
Coding region: 1-810 (269 amino acids)
Source: RefSeq, a predicted model, not a curated record
AUGAUCAGAUCAAUUACAAGCUAUAAAGUGCUCUUUGUAGAUGGACAUGUCAUUAUUGAAAUACCACAACAUCAAGACGACCCAGUCUUGUAUGCAUUGAUUGAUACAGGUUCUCCUGUUACUCUUUCUUCGUCUCAUAAGAAUCUAGAGCUUGGUGGGUGCACCUUCCUCAGUUCGCAGAGUCCUGUUUUUGGUGCAUCAACACAUAAAAUUGGAGAGCUUAUUGGUCAUGGACUUGAUUAUCUUAUUGGUAAUGAUGUCCUGUGCAAUUUCAGCUAUGAGAUUAGAAAAACCAAAAUGACAUUUUACAGUUCUCAAGUAACAGAACCAGAGUUGUUGGAAAAUCAUAACACUGCUAAUUCGAUAGAUUGUGAAAUGGUUAGCUUUCCACUGGAGAGAAUAAUGACACUGCCAAUCAUGCAAGUAACAACUCCAUUCAAAAAGGUGAAAAUGUACUUUGAUACUGGAGCUAAAUUAUCAUAUGGAUCAGAGAAGUGGUUUGAUUCAAUUCCAACUGAUGGCUCCACUGUGAAUGGAGUGAGAUAUUUGGGUGAGGAAGACGAUUUCCAUCCAUCAAUUGGUAAAUUUGUUGGACAUUUCUACUCUCUUCCAGUAACUGUAAAUAGCGAUUCAAACUCGAGUGAAUUAUUCCAAGGAACAGCCAAUCUUACAAUGAAAUUUGGCAUCUUACCUAGUGAGCUCUCCUACAUGGUGACUUGUUUUAAGGGUGUUGAGGGAAUUUUCGGAUCUGAAUUAUUGGACUAUUACAAUGCCGUUUUCAUAACCACCAACAGAAUGUACAUUUAUUAAACUAACACAUAAUACUUUAU